CCCCAAAUCUAUCCUCUCCCAUCUGCCAUGACCGAGCACGUGCUAGUAAUCGGAGCCACUGGUAACAUUGGCGUGUCUGCUGUUAAGGGUGCCCUGCGCUCCGGACGCCAGGUCCUGGCCAUAGUCCGUAACCAGGCUUCGGCAGAAAAGCUUUAUAAACAUGUGGGGUCAUCUGAGGGCAUUGUAGUUGUCGAGGCAGAUGUUACAUCUGACAAGGGAGUCAAGGGUGUUGUUGACCAGGUUAAAGCUGGCAAGCUACCGGCCUUUCAACACGUUUAUACCUGUGUGGGUGGUGAAUACACCGAUGUUGCUCUCAAAGACAUUACCACUGAGAGGCUUCGUAAAAACAUGAACAUGGGCUUUGAGGCCAAUUUCUUUGCCUAUCGAGAUACAAUUGAGUAUUUACGCGAACAAAACCAUCCAGACAGCACAUGGACUAUCUGUACGGGCGCGCAGGGCGAACUAGCCAUCUUUGGGCUGCCAGCUAUGACACAAGGUCCUUUAUUCUCCAUGACCACGGCGGCCUCCCGUGAGAAUGAGAAAUCUAACGUACGCGUGAAUGAGGUUUAUUUGAUGUUUCGGGUUGAAGUUGAUGAGAAUGCUGCAGCGCACGGCGUCUCAAGCAGCACUGAGUUUGCUUCUGUCUAUGAGAGUAUCCUGUCUAAUCCUGAGAUCCGUGGCUCGCGUGUGCGUGUUGCCAGUCCUGCAGACUUUAAAGACUUGAAGUGGGCCAAGAAAUUCUAG
Molecule: messenger RNA, 744 nt
Organism: Trichoderma asperellum CBS 433.97
Lineage: Eukaryota; Fungi; Ascomycota; Sordariomycetes; Hypocreales; Hypocreaceae
Source: RefSeq, a predicted model, not a curated record